Messenger RNA from Naegleria gruberi, 1710 nucleotides. Its product is annotated as phosphoenolpyruvate carboxykinase. The coding region runs from base 97 to 1689 and encodes 530 amino acids. Gene Ontology annotation, molecular function: ATP binding; phosphoenolpyruvate carboxykinase (ATP) activity. Gene Ontology annotation, cellular component: cytosol. NCBI's taxonomy places the organism in Eukaryota, Heterolobosea, Eutetramitea, Acrasida, Naegleriidae. The record is from RefSeq and is a predicted model, not a curated record. Gene Ontology annotation, biological process: gluconeogenesis. The transcript has 3 exons.
CUCAAUUAUUUCAUCACUCCCUAAUAUUAAAAUAAUAGAGAAAAAUGUCAAAUUUAGCCAAACAUUUAGCACCAACUGUUCAUCAAGAUAAUCAACAUGCAGCAGCAGAUCAUACCAGUAUUAUAUGAACAAGCAUUAAAACAUGAAAGAGGUACAGCAUUAACUUGUACAGGUGCACUUGUUGCUUUUAGUGGACAAAAGACAGGUCGUUCACCUAAAGAUAAACGUAUUGUUUCAGAAGAAACAUCAAAAGAUGAUAUUUGGUUUGGUCCUGUUAAUAUUCCAUUAAGUGAAGAUUCAUUUAUGGUUAAUAGAGAACGUGCUGUUGAUUAUUUAAAUACACGUGAACAAUUAUACGUUUUUGAUGGUUAUGCUGGUUGGGAUCCAAAAUAUAGAAUUAAGAUUAGAGUUGUUUCUACACGUGCUUAUCAUGCUCUAUUCAUGAGAAAUAUGUUAAUUAGACCAACUCAACAAGAAUUAUUAGAUUUUGGUGAACCUGAUUAUGUUAUUUAUAAUGCAGGUGAAUUCCCUGCUAAUCGUUAUACUAAGGGAAUGACAUCAAGUUGUUCAAUUUCAUUAAAUUUUAAGAGACGUGAAAUGGUAAUAUUAGGAUCACAAUAUGCAGGUGAAAUGAAGAAGGGAGUAUUUACCAUAAUGCAUUAUUUAAUGCCAAAACAAGGAGUACUUUCACUUCAUAGUAGUUGUAAUGAAGGUAAAGAUGGUAGUGUUUCAUUAUUUUUUGGAUUAUCAGGUACAGGUAAAACAACAUUAUCAGCAGAUCCUAAUAGAUAUUUAAUUGGUGAUGAUGAACAUGUAUGGACAGAAAGUGGUGUUUUUAAUAUUGAAGGUGGUUGUUAUGCUAAAUGUAUUGGUUUAAAGAGAGAAACUGAACCUGAAAUUUAUGAUGCAUUGAAAUUUGGUUCAGUUUUAGAAAAUGUAAUGAUGGAUGAAGUUACACGUCAAGUUGAAUAUGAAAGUUCAGAAAUUACAGAAAAUACUCGUGCUUGUUAUCCAUUAGAAUAUAUUCCAAAUUCUAAAAUACCUGCCAUUACAAAACAUCCAAACAAUAUCAUUUUAUUAACUUGUGAUGCAUUUGGUGUUUUACCACCUGUUUCUAAAUUGAACAUUCCACAAACAAUGUAUCAUUUCAUUAGUGGUUAUACUGCUAAAGUAGCUGGUACUGAAGUUGGUGUUACUGAACCACAAGCUACAUUCUCUGCCUGUUUUGGUGAACCAUUCCUUGUUUUACAUCCAACUAAAUAUGCUGAAAUGUUAGCUGAAAAAUUAGAACAACACUCUGCAACUGCUUGGUUACUUAAUACUGGAUGGGUUGGUGGUAGUGCUGGUUCUAAAUCAAAGGUACGUGGUAAGAGAUGUCCAUUAAAAUAUACACGUGCCAUUAUUGAUGCUAUUCAUAAUGGUGAAUUGGUUCAAGCUCCAACUGUUGAAAUGGAAAUCUUUGGUUUGCAUGUUCCAACUAAAUGUACUGGUGUUCCAGAUGAUUUAUUAUUACCAAAGAAUGCUUGGUCUGAUAAGGAUGCCUACGAUGAUGAAUUGAACAAGUUAUGUAUCUUGUUUAAUAAGAACUUUGAAGCUUAUGCUGAUAGAGCUUCUCAACAAGUUCUUGCUGCUGGUCCAAAAUCUACCUCCACUAAACAUUACGAUGUUAAACUCAUUCGUGAAGCUUAAAUAAAUUUUAUUAUUCUUCUA